Molecule: messenger RNA, 2203 nt
Organism: Oncorhynchus tshawytscha (Chinook salmon)
Lineage: Eukaryota; Metazoa; Chordata; Actinopteri; Salmoniformes; Salmonidae
Product: clathrin interactor 1
Exons: 12
Coding region: 132-1958 (608 amino acids)
Biological process (GO): endocytosis
Cellular component (GO): plasma membrane; clathrin vesicle coat; endosome
Molecular function (GO): clathrin binding; phospholipid binding
Source: RefSeq, a predicted model, not a curated record
AACUUGCCCACCGAGCUGGCUAGCGGAAGGGACUCGGGAAUUCUGUUGUCGGUGACGCAAGUCCGUCCGUGGUUGGAAACGGGACUGGACGACGCAUUAUUGAGGCGGCGAGCCACUGAUAGAGCGUCUACAUGCUACACAUGUGGAAAGUCAGGGAAAUGGUGGAUAAAGCCACUAACGUGGUGAUGAACUACUCUGAUAUCGAGUCCAAGGUGCGAGAGGUCACCAACGAUGACCCCUGGGGUCCCUCUGGACAGCUCAUGGGUGAGAUCGCCAAAUCCACGUUCAUGUACGAGCAGUUCCCUGAGGUCAUGAACAUGCUGUGGACCAGAAUGCUGAGGGACAAUAAGAAGAACUGGAGAAGAGUUUACAAGGCCUUACUACUAUUGGCAUAUCUCAUCAGGAACGGAUCAGAGCGAGUUGUCACCAGCGCGAGGGAACACAUCUACGACCUUCGCUCCUUAGAAAACUACCAUUUUGUUGACGAGAAUGGGAAGGACCAGGGCGUCAACGUGCGUCAGAAGGUGAAGGAGAUGGUGGAGUUUGUUCAGGAUGACGACCGGCUCCGGGAGGAGAGGAAGAAGGCCAAGAAAAACAAGGACAAGUAUAUAGGCGUGUCCUCAGACAGCACUGGAGGAGGAGGAUUCAACAAGACCAGCUCGGGGGAAAUGUUUGACUCCGAGCCCAAGGGGAAGUGGGAUGAGGACUGGGACAAGAGCAAAGGAGCCUUCCCCUUCAGUGAGAAGCUGGGAGAAAUCAGCGACAAGAUCGGCAGCACCAUCGACAACACUAUCAACAAGUUCCGUAAGAAUGAGAGGGAUGACUCGCCCGACAGAAUCAGUGACAACGAGGAGGACAGGGUAUCGCAGAACGGCCGGCCGGUGUCGGAGUCAGGGAAGCUGUCGGAGUUCAGAGAUGAGGAGGAGACUGUUACGACCACGAGCAUCCAGAUCAGCCAUGCAACGGAGACCACCACCACACGCAAACGUGGCGGCAUCCGCUCCAAGACCGUGGACCUAGGGGCCGCUGCUCACUACACAGGGGACAGGGGCAGGCUGGACGCAGACAACAGAAAGACGUCUGCUAGCCAGUCUUCAAGCAGUGGCCUUGCAGACCUUCUUAUGGUGGACGCUGAGUCCAGUCAGACUGCACCAGCAGGUGGAAGUUCAGACCUCAUCUGUGAUUUUGCUGACUUCUCCUCCCCAGCUGCCUCAGCCAGUCUCCCUUCAUCAGCCGGGUCAGGGUCCAGUGGGAAGGGUGAGUUUGGGGAUUGGAAUGCGUUCUCCAGUCCGUCAGCCCACACCCCACCCUCAGCUGACUUAUUUGACCUGAUUGGCUCCAAUCACACCUCCCUCACCGCCUCCCAAAGCAUGACCUUCUCCAUGUGUGGUACCCAGAGUGUGGGUGUCGCCAACACCGACCUGCCCAUCUCCAGAUCACAGAACUUUGGACCAAUGCAAGGGGACUUAUUGCCCCAGCACAUGGAGCUCCAGAAGCCUUGCCUCCCCCCCACAUGGUCAGACCCCAGCGUCAACAUCAGCCUGGACUUCCUGUCUCCUGGUAUGCAGAUGACCACCUGCAAGCCCAGCCUCAACAACAUGUUACAGCAAGAUCCCCUGCUUUCAGGAGUCCAGCCGCCCAUCAACCUGACUCAGAGGUUUGGAGGCCUGAAUCUGAACAUCCAGGCCACAGCCACACCCAUCAGACUUUCCACCAACCCCAUGAUGCCCGCCAGUGCCAUGGGCCUAGGCAUGCCUCCCACCAUGGCAACGGGUACCAUGGGGAUGGGCGCCAUGCGAAUGGGAGGAGUGCCUGUCAAUCAGGGAAUUAUGGGAGUGAACAUGGUUGUGGGCACCCUGGGUAUGCCAGGGAUGGGCAUAGGGCAGCCCAUGGUCAACCCUGCCAUGGUGCAACCCAAACAAGAUGCCUUCGUGAACUUUGGCAACUUCUGGAAAUGAAAUGAAUGAAAGAGCUGAAGGAUUUGUGUGGAAGAGUUUUGUUCAGAACAUUAUGAACGGAAAGCUGCAUACGCGGACUACUUGAGAAAUAUCUAAUGGCGUUUCCCUUCAAUCCAUUCUCUUUAUAUACACUGAGUGUACAAAACAUUAGGAACACCGUCCUAAUAUUGACUUGCGCUCCCUUCUGCCCUCAGAACAGCCUCAGUUCAUCGGGGCAUGGACUCUAUAAGGUGUCGAAAGCUUUC